Molecule: messenger RNA, 830 nt
Organism: Fusarium verticillioides 7600
Lineage: Eukaryota; Fungi; Ascomycota; Sordariomycetes; Hypocreales; Nectriaceae
Exons: 2
Coding region: 159-395 (78 amino acids)
Source: RefSeq, a predicted model, not a curated record
CCAUCUCCUUAGGUUUAUCUGACGGUCUGGCCGCUCGUGUUGACCAUCUUUCUUCUUCUUUUUCUCGUUCGAACAUUAAGCCUGUGGCAGUUCAACCUUUAGCCUCAAAAUCUAUUCUAUAAACCUUCCAGUUUCAACUACCAACGAAUACCGACACCAUGUCUCGUGGCAACCAGCGUGAUCUGGCUCGUGCAAAGAACCAGGCGAAACUUAGCGGCAUGAAGAAGGGAAACCAAGAUAGCGGUGUUGAGAUGCAGAAAAAGAAGGAAUCUGACGCCGAGAAAAUGCGACGAAAGCAGGCAGCUUGUAUGUCCAACAAUUUAUACCCCUACGAUCGACUGCCGAAUACAACCACGAACCAACACAGCGUCGCUUUUGGAACAAGAGAAUGUUGACAAAUCUCACAGCUGAUGCUCGCAAGGCUGCUGCAGGCACCGUAGGCAAGAAAUAAAAGCUGCGACGAGCUCUGUUCGAAUACUGCCAGCCUCGGCCCUCUUUGCCCCCCUUCAGAAAAACAUUGUUGAAUUGCAAUGCAAGUCGCGAUAAGAGAUGGAACCGGGGGCCAAAGGAGACCCCAGAGUAUUCGGAACCAGAUUGCCUUAUGCAGCAGCAGCGACGAAACGAAACGACAUUUGGGAAGCACAGGCGAAGCGGUGCAAUAAUAUGGGUUGUCUUUGAAAGGAUUGUAUUAGCCUUCCGCUCCUUUUAUCAAUAUAUUUUGUUAUGAUGUUUGUCCGUGACGGUUAAACAAGCAGCGUCAUUCUACCUUACGUAUCCUUGUUCUUAUUUAUGGUUUGAACUGACAUACGUAGUUAACGAUGUAUCACGAG